AUGCCGCUGCACAAGACGCGGAUCAACGCAGACCCGCAUCGCUCACCCCCCUCCGCCCCUGCGAACCACAUCAGGACACCUGUAGGUAGCGCGUCGUCGAAGUCCUUAGCCGUAUCUUCCCUCUCAACGAAGCUGGUCGACAUACCUUCGCCAGAGCUGAAGUCGAACAGUGGAGUCCCCACCGGCGUCAGCAUCAGUGACGGUGGUGGCAUCUGGGACCGGCGAGCACCGUGUCGUGCGCUGACGCGCCCCCGGCGCAGCACCACUGCGGAGCGCCGAGAAGAAGCCGGAGACGGCGUGAAGGUGGCGAAGGGGGGGAAGGCAAGCAGCUCACUCGGCAAGGCCGCUGCCGGACGCGUUGGCAGCCAGGAAGAUGAUGAGGACGGGGGCGAUGAGACCUCGAGCGAAGACGAUGAGGACGAAGAAGAGGAUAGCGAUGAGGAAGACGACGAGGGCGAAGAGGGUGGCCACUACGACGGCGCCACAUCGGACCAGGAGGAGGAGGAGGACGACGACGAUGUAGACACCGGCGAUAGCACCGCUGAUGACGAGGAAGACGAUGCGUCGGCGUCGGCUUCAUCUUCCUCCUCGGGCUCUUCGACGGCGCCGGCAGAGAUCGGCGGCAGGAGGUCGUGGAGAAGGAAGCGGGGUGGGAGAAAGUCGACGCAGGACUCUCCCACGGCCCUAAAGACGACGGCCAUGCCGUCAUCGGCUUCAAGCGGUGCGCCGUGGCGUGGUGGGCCCGAGUCGGCAGCGCAGCCGAUUCGCACAAAGGUGUCGAGAGAGGGGGAUGUGAACGUGAAGGUCAUCCUUACCGUUCGCUCUCGUCACUGGUUCCGCCGCUAUGUCAAGGAGGUGAUGACGCGCUUUGGCUUCCGGAAGGCGACCGACUUCGACAUGUACUGCAUUGACCGGUACGGUGACCGCGUCGACAUCGAUACGGAGGAGGACUUUGAACAGCUGCUUGACGCUUUUUCGGAGGCCACGGGGGUAGGCAAGGAGAGCCUCGUGGGCACCUCAGGCCCGCACACCUCUCCUCCGCCGCCGUCCCUGGGGCUUCCAAACCACCUGCACGGCGCCAACCAAAGCUCGGGUAGCUGUGGGAUACCCGCGGCGGGCGAUGGGCUCAGCAUGAGUGGCCAUGCCCACGAGCGAGCCAUGAGCCUCAGCGCGAGUCAGAACCACACGUCCUCCUCCUAUGCCGCCAAAUUCUUCUCCUUAUCCCCUCGACUGGACGCGACGAUCGCGUCGUCCAUCAGCGUUGGCAGCCUCGUGGAGGAUGACGGCAGGAGCAGCGGCAGCGUGCUGCGGCUUUAUGUGCGUUAUUCGAAUGCCUACUACACCGACCACCGCCGAGAGUUCGAGCAGCAGAUGAAUCAUAGCCGGCUCUACCCGCAGGGCACUUUGAGUAACGGUGGCAACGGUGCCCAUCCGCAGCCGCAGGGCAUGUCGUCGACGGCGGCGUCGCUUUUCACGAACCAGCAGCUGCAGCAGCAGCAUCUUUCGCUUGGCUCGCCUUCGAGCAAGUGGAAUCUUCAAGCGGAUCAGUCUCCAAACAGCCAUGUCUCGCCGGGGGCAGUAGGUUCUCCCCUCGCGCGAACUCUUCUCGCGUUCACGACUUGCAGCGUCGGCAGCGGAAGCGGAGAUGGCGGCGCCACCGCGAGCCGUGACGAGGUCAACGCUGUUCGUGGCCAAUCGUCCGAUUGGGCGGCUGCCUCGGCGGACAGCGUGUCGUUGCAGUUCAACGAGACACUGAACAGCAACCUUGCCAAGACGUUCCGGCUUGAUGAGACCGAGCCGUUAGAAUGGCGGCGUAUGAGCGUGCUUGGCAAGGGCUCCUUCGGCACGGUGUACGAGGGCAUCACCCAGGAUGGGAAGAUGCUGGCAGUGAAGGUGCAGGAGCUGUCCCUCGACGACGGCGAGGACGCGGAGGCGGUGAAGGCGGUAAAAACGGAGAUCAAUCUCAUGCGUUCUCUGAAGCACAAGAACAUUGUCACCUACUACGGGUGCCAGACACGCGUGCUGCCGACCGGCAACCAGCAGAUGGAGGUGUUCCUCGAGCUAUGCCACGGCGGCAGUCUCGCCUCCCUGCGGCGGAAGUUCGUAAAGGCCAAGGAGCCGUUCAGCAUCUCGCUCGUGCGCUCAUACACGCGACAGGUUCUGGAGGGGCUGGCCUACCUGCACGCCCAGAACGUCGUGCACCGCGACAUCAAGAGCGACAACGUGCUCAUAUCUGCAAUGGGUGAGGCAAAGCUCGCAGAUUUUGGGUGCAGCAAGCGGCUAGGGCCAGGCACACUGCCUCCAGGUGCCGCCGCCGCCGGCGCUGCACAAAGCUCACAAGAGGCGGCGGCAGCACGUGCGGCGAUGCACCAGACAGUGGUGGGCUCGCCCUUCUUUAUGGCACCAGAGGUGCUGCGAGAGGACGGCAGCUACACUGGCGCAGCGGACAUCUGGUCGGUAGGCUGCUUGGCGCUGGAGCUGCUCGGCCGUGAGCCAUGGGACAUCACCGGCAAGAACAUCUUUCAAAUUAUGUUCCGCAUUAGCAAGGAGACGGGGAUGCCGAGUGGGGUACCAAAGCAGUGCCCAGCGAUUCUUCUCGACUUCUUUGAGCGAUGCUUCCAGCGGGAUACCAAGCGGCGGGCCACCGCGGUACAGCUUCUGGCGCAUGAGUGGCUGACGUGCCCCGACAAGGCGCUCGAGGAGGUGCCGCCGUCGCCGCUGUCGCAGAAGGAGUCGCCGGCGGAGUGA
Molecule: messenger RNA, 2748 nt
Organism: Leishmania mexicana MHOM/GT/2001/U1103
Lineage: Eukaryota; Euglenozoa; Kinetoplastea; Trypanosomatida; Trypanosomatidae
Product: putative protein kinase
Exons: 1
Coding region: 1-2748 (915 amino acids)
Biological process (GO): protein phosphorylation
Molecular function (GO): protein kinase activity; ATP binding
Source: RefSeq, a predicted model, not a curated record